Toxoplasma gondii ME49 is the source of this 2348-nucleotide messenger RNA. RefSeq names its product apical membrane antigen 1 protein. NCBI's taxonomy places the organism in Eukaryota, Apicomplexa, Conoidasida, Eucoccidiorida, Sarcocystidae. The transcript has 9 exons. Gene Ontology annotation, cellular component: membrane. The record is from RefSeq and is a predicted model, not a curated record. The coding region runs from base 1 to 1956 and encodes 651 amino acids.
AUGCCUACAGAAUCUCGAAGUAUCUUGGCUAGGGCGGAAGAGACCAGAUGUCGGCAUCUUUCGAGGCUGCUUCGCGCCGGUCUUGUUUUUCUCUUGUGCGACGUACUCACGUCGUGCCUCGCUACACCGGAACUGCAGAACACGGUCAUCAGGUCUUCCAAAGCUCACCACCUCCAGUUGCUCUUCUCUUCCCGCAGCACUCCGGCGGUGAAGUUCCCGCUGGACGCCACACUCAGUGCGCCUAACUCCUUUGGUGAACAGGAAGCACGCUCUGUCGAAGCCGUGAAGCAGAACCCAUGGGCAACGACGACUGCUUUUGCUGACUUUAUGAAAAGGUUCAACAUUCCACAGGUUCACGGUUCUGGAAUUUUCGUCGAUCUCGGUCGCGACACUGAAGGUUACCGGGAGGUGGGGGGCAAGUGCCCUGUUUUCGGAAAAGCUAUACAAAUGCAUCAGCCGGCUGAAUACUCGAACAAUUUUCUCGACGACGCCCCUACCAGCAACGAUGCCUCAAAGAAGCCAUUGCCCGGCGGCUUCAACAAUCCACAAGUGUACACCUCGGGCCAGAAGUUUUCCCCUAUUGAUGACUCUCUCUUGCAGGAGAGACUCGGAACGGCGGGGCCCAAAACGGCGAUUGGUCGGUGCGCCUUGUACGCCUACUCGACCAUUGCCGUCAACCCGAGCACAAACUACACCAGCACAUACAAGUACCCGUUCGUUUAUGAUGCAGUAUCACGAAAGUGCUAUGUUCUUUCUGUCAGUGCCCAGCUGCUGAAGGGUGAAAAGUACUGCUCGGUCAACGGAACGCCCAGUGGUUUGACGUGGGCCUGCUUCGAGCCCGUGAAGGAAAAAAGCAGUGCAAGAGCGUUAGUGUACGGAUCUGCAUUUGUGGCCGAAGGCAACCCGGACGCAUGGCAAUCGGCUUGCCCGAACGACGCUGUCAAGGACGCACUCUUCGGCAAAUGGGAGGAUGGCCAGUGCGUGCCAUUCGACACUAAAACCUCAGUACAAUCGGAUCAAGCGACAAACAAAGAAGAGUGCUGGAAGCGAGUUUUCGCCAAUCCCCUGGUCGCAUCCGACGCCCCGACCACUUACCCAGAAGCCGCCCAAAAGAACUGGAACGAUUUUUGGCCAGUGCAUGAACAGUCCAGUCCAAAAUCAGGUGGAUUUGGCGCGAACUGGGCGAACUUUUACCUAGAAAAGGAAAGUGGCGAGACAAUUUGCGCUAUCUUCGACCAAGUACCAGACUGCUUUGCUCCCAUAACUGGUGCGGUUGCUUACACAGCCCUAGGCUCUUCGACAGAGGUUAAUCUUCCCCAGUGUGACUCGGCUUCCUUUAUUCCGAUCGAGGGGCCUUGUAACAACUGCGUUCAGGUGGUGACCGAAUGCGUUGGGAAUCAGUUCGACCAAACCUCAAAGGCGUGCUGCACCGAACCAGAGAUUAUCCCUCCUGUAAAACCGCCUGUAGAACCGCCUGUAGAACCUCCAGUAGAACCGCCUGUAGAACCACCAGUGGAACCGCCUGUAGAACCACCGGUGGAACCGCCUGUAGAACCGCCUGUAGAACCUCCGGUAGUGGAGCCACCCACGGAGCCAUCCGUGCCUGAACCAGAGCCUCCAGUGGUGUUACCGCCGACACCAGGAGAGGGUGGAGGCGGCGGAACGUCAGGCGACGAGACUGUGGAGAAAGAAGGCAGCGGUGGCAACACUGCACUUAUCGCCGGGAGCGUCCUAGGAAUGCUCAUAAUAUUAGCUCUAGUAGGAACCUGUGUUGGAUUCUACUACAGGAAACGGCCACUUCCCCCGACUGAGCGUCCUACGGUCGAAGCUUCCGGAGGUAGAGAGGUAGAAGGGCCUAGCGAUGUUGCAGUGCCACCGGACCAUUCCUGGUGGGGCGAGGGAGAGCAUGAAACAGAGUCACUUCUGGGUUCCAGGGCCGUCGACGCAGAGUUCUAGGGGCGUUGUCUGAGGCAUAUAUCGUUCAACUUUGAGAAGGACGAGUCUCAGCUAGUGCGGCUACUUGGAGUUCGACGUGGCUGCUAGUUGUAUCCGGAGCUUGAUUGGGCCCGUCGAUUACCGCAGUUCGGAUGCGAAAAUUCAGGCUGUCUUUCGUCGGGAUCGCUGAAGAUAGCAGCACAGUCCAAGUCUACUACGUGCACGGAGCAUGAUUUCCUGAAACACCGUUUGCUAUUUGAAUCCAGCAUUGCCCACUAGUGAAUGGGGACAACUGAUUGCCUUUUGGUGAAAUUCCUCUUUGAAAUGAGCACGCAACCUCCCUUCAACAAGACGACGAGAUCCGGUUCUGUGAAAAUGCAUCAGUGCAUGUAUCAACGACGUCAGAGUGGCUC